This is a messenger RNA of Chironomus riparius, 1476 nucleotides long. The record is from the annotation of a GenBank genome assembly. NCBI's taxonomy places the organism in Eukaryota, Metazoa, Arthropoda, Insecta, Diptera, Chironomidae.
AACAAAGUGUAACUCUUUUAAAGUAAUAAUUAUAUUAUUGUAAAAAUAUACGUUAAAUAAGUAAAUCUUAUCAUAUUUUAACGAUAACAGACGAACAAAGUAGUGUAACAAUGGACGACGUACAUAGAAGGAUUAUAAAGAACAAUAAACAGCGCUUAAUUGAAAUUACAAAUUAUUAUGAAAUGAGUAAACUGCUUUUAAAGAAGAAGGUAUUUACAGAAACUAUGAUUAGUAUCAUAGAAAAUGAGAACGAUGACGAACAUAAGCGAUUAGAUAGACUGUAUGAUAAAUUGACAAAAAGAGGACCAUUAGCAUUUAAUAUACUUUUGGAAAUUUUCAAGGAAGAGAAAAAUGACGAAGCAUUAAACUUUUUAACAUCAUCUACUGUAUCAGCUCAAACAUUCACUUGUCCAGCUGUAAUUGAAGAGAAUCGAUUCCUUUCAUUACGAGAAACAAGUAACUUAAACAGGCAAAACUCUCUAAUUACAUCCAUAAAUCCAAACAAUGAAAUCAGAAUGAAAAAUGACAUGAAUUACAUCAACAAUAAUAUAAGCAGUAAGGAAGAAGAUAGUAGUGAAGCUACAGAUGGUAUUGGAAUGAGCAAAAAGGCUAAAUUGAAGCUACAGCCAUUUGAAAAGGAGACAUUUUUUCAACUGGAACCAAAUGUUGAAGUCAAGAGAGCUGCCAAUUUCGGAACACAUCCAAAACUUCCAGUAUACUCGAUGAAGAGUCGUAGACGUGGUGUACUCUUUUUUGUAAAUAUAAUUAACUUUGAGAACUCAAAAACCAAUCGAAAUGGUGCUCAUAGAGAUCGUGAGAACUUGGUAACGCUCUUUCGUGAAUUAGGCUUUACUGUUUUCUAUUAUGAAGAUUUAACAAAGAUACAGCUUCUUGAAUUGCUUAAUCAAUUGGUUGAUUCAACAUACAUUAAGAAUAUUGAUGCUUUCUUUUUGUGCAUCCAAACUCACGGUGAUUUAUAUGAUAAUCAAACAAUAAUGGAAUUUUCGGAUGGAAGUCGUGAAGCCACAGAAGAUGUCAUCGCAAUGUUUUCGAAUGUGUUAUGUCCAGCACUAGUUGGCAAACCAAAAGUAUUCUUCUUUCCAUUUUGUCGUGGAAAGAUAUCUGAUAGAUUUAGUAACGUUUAUGUAAAAAUUGAAACUGAUGGAAAGCCUUUAAAUGAAAUGUCACAGAUUUCAGUGCCAAAAUUUAGUGACAUUUUGAUAUGUUAUGGAACUAUUCCUGGAUUUAUGACUCAUCGUGAUAUUGAAUUUGGAAGCUGGUAUGUAAGGGAGUUGUGUAAAGUAUUUGCAGAACAUGCUUACGAUAUUCACAUUGAAGAUAUGCUGAAAUUAGUUGGUUCCAAUACAAUGAAUUAUAUGGAUGAUAAAGGACGGACACAAGUGGCUUCAGUCGAAAGUCGAGGAUUUAACAAAUUACUCUUCCUCAAUCCUAAGAUAUAUGAUUAAAUAUACUCAA